Messenger RNA from Varanus komodoensis (Komodo dragon), 5327 nucleotides. It is a transcript of the gene PLEKHF2, whose product is annotated as pleckstrin homology and FYVE domain containing 2. The record is from RefSeq and is a predicted model, not a curated record. The transcript has 3 exons. NCBI's taxonomy places the organism in Eukaryota, Metazoa, Chordata, Lepidosauria, Squamata, Varanidae. The coding region runs from base 1865 to 2614 and encodes 249 amino acids. Gene Ontology annotation, molecular function: phosphatidylinositol binding; metal ion binding.
GGGUAGAGGCGACCUGGGAAGCUUUUAUCACGGCAGAACCGGAGGCGGCGCGGAGGAAACUUUCCCUCCCGGUCCCUGGUGGUGCAUCCGCGGCCAUGUUGGGAUCCCGAGUGUGGGGGGAAACUCCUCGGCAGGGCAAAGGCGGCGUCGCCGUGCGGGAUCGGGCAAGAGGAGAAAGGAGGCGUAGGGAGGCGUAUGUGCUCCUCCCGGCGCUGAGGGGUCCAGAUGGGCGCGGGUCCCUCUUUCUCUCUCCCUUCGCCCCCGCGGGCGCAUUAGAGGAGGCUCCUUCGGUGUUGCCCGUGGAGCUCGCCGUGGCGACGGUUGGUGCCCGAGACCACCGCCUGGCCGUUGGACUCUGCGAGCGGCAAAGUGCAAGCCUCGCCUUGACUCCGUCGUGUUCAGGCGGCGGCGUUCAACUUGGCAUUAGUUGGGAUUCAGGGAAGCCGCGAGCACGACAGGAGAGAACCGGGACGUGGCCUCUCGUCCUUCUAUUGAUAGGAUAGGAAAGUUGAGAGACGAGGAGCUCCUUAACCUCUUAGAGUCAUUUUUGGCCUUGUCCCAUCCAAGAAAGGAACCGGCCGCCCGAAAUAAUGAAUCCCGCUGGUCAGAGGGGAUGUUGCUCUUGGAUGGCAGCAACUUCACAGGCACUCCAAGAAACUCUCUGUUAAGAGAGUCCCCUUGUCAUGGAUUUCUGGGCUUUAGAAAGCUGUACGAAUAUUUAUUUAGUUACGCGCUCCCGUUUCUUCAUGGACAAAGCGAAAACCAUUUUCCCCCGGACUUUCACUCGAGUACAAGAGCUCCCCCCCGCCCAAUUUUUCGCUUUCAUCCGGCCCUUUAUUAUAGCUCUAAAAUUAGAAAAGAUCUUGUGAGCUGAUUUGGAGGGUGGGGUAGUAAGUUAAGGAAAUAAGUCAGUUUAUGAAAAGCGUGCGUAUCUUGCCCUUAAGCUUCUAAACAAGCGAAUUUCACAGCGGUGGUGUGGAAUCGUUUUGUGUUUCAGAGGAGGACAGGGAACUUCCUGUGCCUGUCAACAAGUGGAUUGCAGGUUGAAGGAAGUUGGCUGUCUUGCCGUAUUGUUUCUUCUAAUAGGUUGGGCCUAGUUGACAUACCGUUAGUGCUUGUGCUUUAAAAAAGAUUUUUUGCCAUGGAUAUUCUGGAGACUAUGCCAACUGCUGUUCUGUACUUUUUCCUGAAUAAGGGCUAGUUCUUAAGCAAACAAAACUGGAAUGCUGAAAGGUGUAGGACUUUUUUCCUGCCAAAACAUGCAUAGGAUGGCAGCCUUAAACAGGGAAGACUUUGCUCCCUAGAAGUCAAUUGAAAGUUGUUAUGAAUUAUUUUUGAGGAGAGUUCAGAACGUUGCAUCUGUUAGGAGAUUAAGAUAAAUAUCUCAGUUGAAAACAUCUUAGUUUGUCCUUCUAUCUUACAAAAGUUGCCAUAAAUUUGUCCCAUCAACUACCAUUUCUCAUAUUGGUCUGAUCUGACUGUUCUAAUGCAGCCCAGAUCCACGCUAGGUUUUUAGACUGUUACUUGGUUCAGUUGUAUGGCAGAAAACUCACUCCAUGCCCUGUCAUCCUGUCACUAUUGCUCUCUCAAUUCUGCUUUUCUUUUUGGACCCCAUUUAUGACAAACUUUUUGGUGAUUGUGGUUUCAGUGCACUACCAAGUAAUGUUAUAAUAAAACUAUAACUCUUUCAGGUGGGAGUGCCAUUGAGGCUGUAGAAACUGGCUUAUAGCUCCCCCCCCCCCGCCUCCCCGCCGUCUCUUUCUGGACAUCAGUGACCUGCCUGUCAGGUGUUGCAUGGCAGUUCUUGCAGUUUGGUAGCAGAGGACAUUUUGCCCUUUGUAUAGACCAAGGAUUCUAGCAAAAAAUGGUGGAUCGCUUGGCAAACAGUGAAGCAAAUACUAGGCGAAUAAGCAUAGUGGAAAACUGUUUUGGAGCUGCUGGGCAGCCCCUGACUAUUCCUGGUCGUGUUCUGAUUGGAGAAGGAGUGCUUACAAAGCUGUGUAGGAAGAAACCAAAAGCAAGGCAGUUCUUCUUAUUCAAUGAUAUUCUUGUGUAUGGUAACAUUGUCAUCCAGAAGAAGAAAUAUAACAAACAGCACAUCAUUCCAUUGGAAAAUGUAACUAUUGAUUCCAUCCAGGAUGAAGGAGAUUUACGGAAUGGAUGGCUUAUUAAGACCCCAACUAAAUCUUUUGCAGUGUAUGCUGCUACUGCGACAGAAAAAUCAGAAUGGAUGAACCACAUAAAUAAAUGUGUUUCUGAUUUGCUUUCUAAAAGCGGGAAGACCCCCAGUAAUGAACAUGCUGCUGUCUGGGUACCUGAUUCUGAAGCUACUGUGUGUAUGCGCUGCCAGAAAGCAAAAUUUACCCCUGUCAAUCGUCGGCACCACUGCCGGAAAUGUGGAUUUGUUGUAUGUGGUCCCUGUUCUGAAAAGAGGUUUCUUAUUCCUAGUCAGUCUUCCAAACCUGUGCGAAUCUGCGACUUCUGCUAUGACCUCCUUUCCACAGGGGAGGUGGCUACAUGCCAGCCCACAAGAUCAGACUCUUACAGUCAGUCACCGAAGCCUCCUUUGAAUGAUAUAUCAGAUGAUGACGACGAUGACGACAGCAGUGACUAAACAAUGAAAGAGAACGUCUUGAUGUUAUGAUUGGUGUUUGAACCUAAGUUGCUGUAUGAGGAAACCUCUAAUUGCAGGGUCUUCUGACAGGCCCACCCUAGCCAUGAUAUUUGCCUGAAAUACUUUCAACUCAGAUGUGCCUCAGUAUCUGCAUCUCCUAGAUAUAUCAUCAUUCUCUUUUCUGCAGGGAUAUACUGUUGCAAAUAUAUCAUUCUCUGUCUUUGUAUACUUGAUUUCAUCUAUAGGGAGGUGAGUUGAUGCUCUUUCCUUCACCCUUCUUUCAGUGGAAGAUUAGGAAAUCAAGGACAGAUUCUUUUUUCUUCCCAAAAGCAUCCCACAUUGUUUUGACAAUAAUACCUUAUGGCUUCUUAUAUUGAGGUGGGGUAGGGAAAUUAAAUCUGCAUAGAACUGGUAUUUUGAUUAGCAAAUUGAAUAGAACAUCUAACCAGACUUUGAAUGAUACUGUACUAAGAAUUUUGUAACAUAAAUGCAUAGUGUAAUGUCAUUAACUUUUAAAAUGUUAUGCAAGAUAUCAUAUACCAAGUGGUGCCUUGUAAUGACUGCACUGUUGCAGGAAGAAACUAACCUGUUGUACCCUCUUGAAUGCAACAAACUAAAAAAUAGUUGGUGCUAUUGACAAUAAUUGUUGUAUAAUUAGGAUGUGAGUAAUGAGGGUUGUGAGUAUAUCACUAUAAUGUAUAUUGUCCAACAACUCCUUGCACCAAGUUUCCUCUAAGGUGCUGUAUGAAGAUCAAUGCAGCACUGUUGCAGAGUCCAACUAUUGUGAGACCCCAUAGGUGUGGUACUCCCACAGCAUGAGUGAACUGCUGUGCUUGGGGACUACUUAGAUCUUCAAAUGGAUUACAUCUCUUCCUACUUUCAAAAUGUUUGGAGAUUAUUAAAUGCUUAUAGUUAUCAGGUAUUAGCAAGAAGUAUUGUCUCAGAUCAUGGUAUUUGCUGUAAUGUUUUUGAUUUGAUAUUUAUGAAAUGUAAUUCAUCAGAUACUUCACUAACCGUUUUAAACUGUAGGAAUUGAUUUCUAUUAUAGUUAAAAUGUAUUUUAAAAGCACAACAACAUGGGGAGAUGUCCCGGUUGUCCAUUAGAAGGAAAAAAAAAUGGCAAAAAAGUCCAUCCUUGUACACUGCUGACCUCAAGAUAGAUUUAAACUGCAGAUGACUUCAUUUUAAAUAUAUAAAUUCAGAACCAGGUUAAUAGUGCAAAAAGUGUUUCCAGUAUUUACUUUUAACAACAUUCUUUUCUAUGAUGGUAUCAAUUUUACAGUAAUGUCAGAUUUAGCUCUGAAAUUUUGUAAAAACCCAAUACAUAUCUCUAUUUUUAUAUUACUGUGGUAUGUGUAAUCAGUUCUUGUAGAAGACCCCUGACAGAACUGUGUGGGACUUUGGUAGUACCUGAGAGUUUAUUGAAUUGUUAAAUAUUGUUUGUAUUAAAAAGUAAUAGUAUCUAGACAUUUGUUCAUUAAUUUACAGUUUCUACACUUUUUGCCUCAUCUGGCAAUAACUGGGCUAUAUUUAUUGAAUAAACAAUCAAUUCUGCAUCUUGCACAAGUCUCCCAGUCUGUAAUCUGACUGCAUUAGCACAUAUGUUGGUGUUGGAAAAAUGUAGAUGAGGCGUACAGUUCAUUAGGUGAUGUGGAGGAGCCUGUGUUCACUUUAGGAUUUGCUUGUAAAUGUGUUGGAGAUCAUUCAGCUACAGUGCCGGGUACUAGCCUGUUCAGAGCUAUAGUUUUCCUGCUGAUGUCCAAAUACUUGGACAACACUACCAGAAAAGGAACACUGUAUUAAGCAAGGUGGCAAUCUAGAAAGACACACAUUCACCUACAUUGUCUGAAGGUGUCCAAACAGUUUUCCUCCCUGCUUCUUGAAUUUAUAAUUUGUCACUAUGAAUUCAGAAUAAUUUGAGUAUCUAGGAAGAGGGACUUAAAGAUCUAGCUAGAUUAUAGUCAAAAUAUUUUGAUUGGGUUAACUAUUUUACAGUUUGAUAAAUGUAAAUAUAAAGACUGUAUUAGAACUAGAAUGAGCCUCACUAGUGAUUGGACUAAUUACACCUUCCCCUCUUCUGUGUGGGCGCACAAGGAAAUUGUGCAUUUCUUUGUACAUUAACCACAGUUGCAUUAUUUGAGCCAUAAACUCUGCUUAAGCUUAACUAUGGUUAUUUGAGACAAGCAAGUCUCAAAAACUCUGAUUUAAAGCUUGUAUGUUUCAACAAAAUGUACUUAAAUUAACCAAUUUGGAUGACAUGGGAAGUUGUGGUUAAUAUGCAAAAAGCAUGUUUCUUCUACAAAAUCCUUUACUCAUAGUACAGAGAUACACUAUAAGGUACACCUUAAUAUAGUUCUGUUUUCUUCUUACACUGUGUUGUGCAAAAGACUUUGAAUGUCAUAUUUGCUCAAUUAUGUUUUUAUGUUGCACAAAUACUUCUGCACUUUCUACCUGCAAGAAAUUUAUCUUUAAUUUGGCAAUAUUGUUGGCCUACCAACCCCUAAUCCCAUUAUUUGUGAGUGAGAUUCAUUCUGUGCUGCCGUUGAUCCCUGAAGCUGUUACCAAAUUGACACUGUAGGAGAGAAUAAUUCUAGGAAUAGAAGUGUAAAAAUAUUGCCACUUUUGUGGUUCUGCUCACAGUUUUGUUGUGUAAAGUAAAACUGUCUUGUUAGUCAAACUUUUAAAAGGGCUUAAUAAAUGGUUUUGUAACUUU